AUUAAGUUUCAACCUCCAUCUUUAAUGCUCAAAAUAAUGGAGAGAUGAAUACAAUAGUUAAACCCUCCUUCAACUUAAUUUGCACACAUCUCUCAAAAAUAGUUCUCAAAUAUAAUAUAUAUUCCAAUUAAGCAGAGAGAGAGAGAGAGAGAGAGAGAGAUGGGAAAUUUGGUGGGAAAGAGAAAAUUGGUACAUCCAAUUGAGGGGUAUGAAGGAUUGAGAUCAAGUUCAAGGCCUUUGAGAAUCAAAGUAGUGAUGACUAGAAAGCAGCUGAAGAAGCUCAUGGCUAUGGCUGACGAUCUCACAAUAAAUCAUGAUUUAGGCACCUUGAUCUUCCAAGAAUGUUGCCAAGGUAAAUUGGAUACUCGUGUUCUUACUUGUGUUUGAAGGAUUUAGGCUUGGAGGAAGAUUUGAAUUUCUAGCAUAUCUCUUAGUCUUAGUUGUGAGUAUAUAUGUUUCAAUAAGUUGAAUGGUUACUGUUAUAAGUUAUUGUUUUUGUGAAGACUUUAAUUAUGACUUGUAUCAAUAUGGCUCAUGAGCUGAGAGUUAGAGAUUAUUUAAGAUCUUUGUUUUUAUACAUUCAUUAUGAUUCUUGCUUACCAUCCCUUACUUGUAUUAAAAGAGUAUGUUUGUUUCACACAUUUGUUAAGAAGACAUGAUCGAAUUCACACAGUCAAAUUCUUAAAAAGAAAAAAAAAAACUUUUUAAUUUUUUUUAAAAUUUCUUUUUGAAAAUAUUUGGUUGAAAUUGGAUGACAAACAUAAAAGACUUGAGAAAAUGCAAUGGCCAAUGUGUAACAAAAAAACAUAAGGAUAUAUUUAAUUUGUGGAAAAGUUAAGUAUGGUUUUUGUAUUUAUUCUUCUUCUUCUUCUUUAAAAAUUGGUCAAUUUUUUAAGAAUGUUUUUGGGACCCUUUUGCAGGUGAAAACUCAUAAAUGUCUUCAAUGUUUUCACCAAUUUUUUUUGGCUAAUUCCUUUGCAAUUUAAGUUGUUAUUUUUAUAAUUUGAAAGUUCUUCCUACUAAUUAAUUUUUCUGAAUCAUUAUUAUUUUAUUUGAUACACAAAGUUUCGUCUUUUUACUAAGUUCGUUAUGAAACUUUAUUUAUCGUCUUGUUCUUGCACUAUGAUAUAAGCUUUCUAAACAUGGGAAUGUCCUAAAGGAAAGGGACAAAAAUCUAAUAGGUAAAAUAAGAUAGAGCAAAUUUAGCUUUCUCGUUAUUAGUCUAGAUUGAUAACACAUGUUAAUUAGUACAUAAAAUUGAAUUUAAUACAAAAAAUAUUAUACGUUAAAAUUUGGUUCUCACAGAAAGGAGUUUAAGAAAAGAGGCUAGAGAAACAAAAAUACAUAGCUCUAGACAAACAAAAAUAUUUAUAUGGCAUAGGCACAAUGACUUAAAUAUACUUCAUAAAAUAAAGGUCGAAUAAUUAUCGAAAUUUAAUUACAUAUUUUGUUUGGCUUUUUAAAUUUUUAAGUAUCAAAAAGUCUUCAAUAAUAAUAUUGUUAUAUCUCACUAAGUUUAACAUCUUACCUUAACGAAGAUAUGUAUUAUAAAUCGAAUUUAUUAAUACCGAUAAAAGAAAGAGUAUAUGUUUCAAUAUUUAUGAAUUUAUCUUCAUAUAACUAUCAAAGACACUAAUGGAAAGAAAAAGAAUAUUAUGUUCAUACAAAACUAAAGCAUAUGCUUAACCUCAAAAACAAAUAAUAAAAAAUGAAAAUGAUUGAUGGAGGAAAGGAUCCAACGAAAGAAUAUCCUAAUAAUGCUGACUUCAUAUUAUGACCAACUCUAUUCUACAUGGAGAAGUCUCUAAAUUAAUCCAACGACUAGAAUUGAAUUGAAAGUCGGAUUAAUAUUGUUUGAGAUAUGAUUAUCAAAUUUAUGAUUUUAAAGUUAUAAGCAUGUUGUUCUCUUCGAUACAAAUUAAAGAUAGAAAUUUAAACUUUAUUCCUCUUAAUUCUCUCUGCACGUAUAGAUCACAACGAACUAAACCCUUGUUGGAGUACGAUGCUAAUUUGGUUAUGUUUAUUUUAGUUUUAAGUUUACGUGAGUAAUUAAUAAUAAAAAUAAAAAAUAAAAGCAUAUCCAGGUUAUAUCCUACGUGAAUUUAAAAUUUGGAACAUGAUAAAAUAUAUUAUUCUCAUGUUUUGGGGCUUUCAUAGUUUCUUUUUCUAUAAAGAGAAAAGAAAAAGCUGUUUAGUCAAAGUCAAUAUUUGUAAAUUUUGGUUAUUGGCAUAAACAUAUGUUAUAUUAUAUAGUUUAUAUUGUUUCUAAGGAGAUUCCAAUGGAAUCUUCCCUUUUCCUCUCUGUAAUUUUAUGAGUUAUUCUCAACCUAAUGUUCACUCACCAGUACCAAUAUCACAGCCCAUAUUCUCAAAAUUUAAAUACAAUUUUUUAUCCCUUUAAACUUGGGAAAUUUUAGUCAAAUAUGUUCAAUAAAUAGAUGAGAGUUAAUCAUAAUCUACGUCUAAGUUAACAAUAUUAGACAUGUAUUUUGGUAAUUCAAUUAGAUUUCUUUUUUAUAACUUGCGUUGAGAGACUAAAAUGUGAUCUAAUUUUUAUGAUAGGCAAGAAAAAGAAUCGAUAGUUUAAAUUAUUAAGGAUUGAUCGUCAUGUAUUCUAAUUAACUAAUUGAACUAUACAACACAAGAAAACCAUAAUACACCUAAAAAACCAUUUGAAAACCAACCAAUUUGACUAUUGUUAAUGCAUGAUUUUGAAAAGGAAAAAAGGACAAAAAUAUACCUAAAAAAUGCCAUCUAGCCUUUCUCAUAUUAUAAGGUAAAGUUAAUACAAUGAAAUUAUAAAUUAAUAAAAAAAAAAAUACCAACAUUAGGGGAAAAAUCAUAUAUUACAAAUGAGUAAAAAUAUAAAAUUUUCACGAGUAGUUUCUUCCAAACCUAAUUAUAUAAAAAAUGAAGAAUGAAAAAAGAAAAAAGAAAUAUGAUUGGAUAUUAGAAUUGUACGGAACCAAUGAGAAUGAGGCAAAAAAGUGACAGUCCCUCUCUAAUCCCUCAAUACAUCAAUUGUAUCCCAUUUGUUACAAAAAUUAAAGAAACAAAAUAAACCAAUCGAAUAUGCUUUCCUUUUUUUACUUCAAUGACUUCUUUUUAUACUAAAAUUUUCCCCCUAAAUAAAUAGCCACUUCAUCACGCCAAGCAUAUCCUCUUAAUAUUCUUCAAUUCCCCUCUUUCUCUUCAUAUAAACCCCUUUCCCACCUUCCCCCCCUUCUUCCUCCUUUUUUGCCUUUAAUUUCUCCAUAAACCAGAAACAAAAAUUAAACAUGAAGUUUGGGAAACGUCUCAAGCAACAAGUUGAUGACACAUUGCCUGAUUGGCGCGAUAAAUUCCUCUCCUACAAGGACUUGAAGAAACUCGUCCGCCUUACCUCUAACAACGUUGAUGUGAUCAAUAAUAAUGCUGGUGCUGAUUUUGUUUUCUUGUUGAACUCCGAGAUCGAUAAGUUCAAUUCCUUUUUUGUAGAGCAAGAGGAAGAUUUAGUGAUCCGCCAUCGGGAAUUGAGACAGAGAAUAGAGAGAAUUUUGGAGAGUUGGGAUCCACAUGGAAAUGAAAUGGAAAAUCAUAAACAAGAUAUUAGAGAAAUUAGAGAAGACAUUGUGAAUUUGCAUGGUGAAAUGGUGCUCUUACUCAACUACAGCAAUGUUAAUUAUACAGGAUUAGGGAAGAUUCUAAAGAAGUAUGAUAAGAGAACAGGGGGAUUAUUAAGGCUACCAUUCAUUCAAAGCAUACUCCAACAGCCAUUCUACAAAACAGAUUCACUCUCUAAAAUGAUCAAAGAUUGUGAGGUUAGCAUUGAUGCAAUUUUCCCAACCCCAAAACAACAAUUCAACAAUGAAAACAAGCCUAAUAUUUCAGUUGGUAGUGAAGGAAUUUUCAGAAACACAGUUUCAGCUCUACUCAGCUUGGAGGAAAUCAGAAGAAGAAGCUCCACUUAUAGCCAUUUCUCUUUGCCACCUCUUAACUUGCCUGAUUCUGAUCUCAUCCACUCCUUUCAACUCAACUCUCCCAUUCCAAUUCUCUAGUUAUCUUAUUCCUUACUUACUUCCAACACUACAACACAAUAUAUAUAAUACACUUCACUAAUUCCCCACCAAAUAUUUUUACUA
Molecule: messenger RNA, 4121 nt
Organism: Cucumis melo (muskmelon)
Lineage: Eukaryota; Viridiplantae; Streptophyta; Magnoliopsida; Cucurbitales; Cucurbitaceae
Product: SPX domain-containing protein 3
Exons: 3
Coding region: 3279-4037 (252 amino acids)
Biological process (GO): cellular response to phosphate starvation
Source: RefSeq, a predicted model, not a curated record